Messenger RNA from Maniola jurtina (meadow brown), 495 nucleotides. RefSeq lists its product as uncharacterized. The record is from RefSeq and is a predicted model, not a curated record. The coding region runs from base 114 to 428 and encodes 104 amino acids. The transcript is spliced from 4 exons. Lineage: Eukaryota; Metazoa; Arthropoda; Insecta; Lepidoptera; Nymphalidae.
UAAUCGCAUUAACAUUAUUAAUAAUGACGAGUUUUAUUUGAAAUUUUCAUGAACGCAGACGCUAGUGUUAACGUGAAAUAUUUAUUUUUAAUUUAAACAUUUUAUUAUUAAUAAUGAUGACUUCUUUAACAGUAUUUUUGCUAUUUAUCUGCACUGUUGUGACGUGCUAUGCUUUACCAGUUCAAAAGAGUAUAGAACCACUUGAAAUUAAGGAAAUCAAAGAAGUAGAACAUCGUAUCCUCGAAGAACUUAAGAAUGAUGUUAGAAGAAAGAGAGAUAUUUACGAGUACAGCUACAGUGCCUCUACUAAAACGGAAUCAUCGGUCAAUUUCAGUAUGAAAAGGACUGAAACUGGAAACCACCAAAUGUUUAUUAUUGGGCCAGGAGAAAAUAAUCAAAAUUAUGUAAAAAUUAGUGUAGCUGCGUAAUAAUCAGUAUCAAUGUCAUAUUGUUUAUUGGAUUUUACCCUUUAAUAUAUUAAUUAUAAUAUACUUA